Molecule: messenger RNA, 4951 nt
Organism: Labrus mixtus (cuckoo wrasse)
Lineage: Eukaryota; Metazoa; Chordata; Actinopteri; Labriformes; Labridae
Gene: kcnh6a
Product: potassium voltage-gated channel, subfamily H (eag-related), member 6a
Exons: 16
Coding region: 204-3803 (1199 amino acids)
Biological process (GO): regulation of ventricular cardiac muscle cell membrane repolarization; membrane repolarization during action potential; regulation of heart rate by cardiac conduction
Cellular component (GO): membrane
Molecular function (GO): inward rectifier potassium channel activity
Source: RefSeq, a predicted model, not a curated record
AACCAAUCAUCCGUUUCGUCAUCCUCUCGCGCUCCAUCCCUCGCCAUCACUACCAUCAAAACCAAAGGGAGUGGAAAACGUGCUUUUGACGCGCCUUCUACAAGAGGAAUCUGAUACUUUAAUUAGAGCUCUCUUUUCUAUGAUACAUAUUUAUUAUUAAAAGCCGUACAUGUGUCGGGGAGCUGUUCUCUCUCAGCAGCAAAAUGCCUGUGAGACGCGGUCAUGUUGCGCUCCAGAACACCUACCUGGACACGAUCAUCAGGAAAUUCGACGAGCAAAAUCGCAAGUUUCUGAUUGCCAAUGCCCAGAUGAAGAACUGCGGCAUCAUCUAUUGCAACGAAGGCUUCUGCCAGAUGUUUGGCUUUGCCAGGGCAGAGAUCAUGCAGCAGCCCUGUACCUGUCAGUUCUUGGUCGGCCCCGGCACCAUGAAGAGCGCCCUCGCCCAACUGGCACAGGCUCUGCUCGGCUCUGAGGAACGCAAGGUGGAGAUCCUCUACUACGCCAAGGAAGGGACGUGCAGACGGUGUCUUGUGGACAUUGUUCCCGUUAAAAAUGAGGAAGGCGUUGUCAUCAUGUUCAUCCUCGACUUCCAGGAGCUGAUAGAUCGUUCUCUGAAGAAGUCAGGCCUGAGGCAGAGAGUCACCCAAGGAUUGAUUUACUGUCAGAAUCGCAGGUUGAAGAUGAGGCUACCGGUGCUGCGCUCCAUGAGAAGGUCUUCACUUUCAAAAGAUCAGUUUGAAGGUGUGGUUGUGGACUACCUGCAGCCAAACAGCGAGGAGGUCCCUCUCAAAGAGUUUCGGAUCCCGUCUAAAGAGAGCUGCAUGCAGUCUGAGACGGAGGCUCUAAUCGAAGAGGACCGGGACCAUCCCUUCCCUACAGCCCAGUCCUCCACCGCGCAGCGCUCUCUGCUGACAGACAGGCUGGACCCUGGCAUCCCCUUCCCAAGGGGAGCGUUACCUCGGAGCUGUUCUCGGGACAGUGUCCGCAGCCUCCGACGCGCCUCCUCGUUGGAUGACAUUGAUGGCAUGAGAGCAGAGUGGAGCAUCGGACCCGGAGACCCCCGAGCCAACAGCAAUCUAAAGCCCAGCACUCUGAACUCCACGUCCGACUCAGACCUAAUGAGACACAGGACAAUCAGCCGGAUCCCUCAGGUGACUCUCACCUUUGGCUCGGACCGCAUGCGGCCUCCCUCGCCCACCGAGAUUGAAAUCAUCGCUCCGAGCAAGAUUAAAGACCGGACCCAGAACGUCACAGAGAAGGUCACUCAGGUCACGCAGGUUUUGUCUCUCGGUGCCGACGUGCUGCCAGAGUACAAGCUCCAGGCUCCCCGCAUCCACAAAUGGACCAUCCUUCACUACAGCCCCUUCAAAGCGGUGUGGGACUGGGUCAUCCUGCUGCUGGUUAUCUACACGGCCAUCUUCACGCCGUACUCGGCCGCCUUCCUUCUCAACGAGGUGGAGGAGCCCUGCGGCUACACCUGCAACCCGCUCAACGUGGUCGACCUGGUGGUGGACGUCAUGUUCAUCGUGGACAUCCUCAUCAACUUUAGGACCACCUACGUCAACCACAACGACGAGGUGGUCAGCCACCCGGGACAAAUCGCACAGCACUACUUCAAGGGCUGGUUCCUCAUCGACAUCGUGGCUGCCAUUCCCUUCGACCUGCUCAUUUUUCGCUCAGGGUCUGAAGAGCCUCAGACAACCACUCUGAUAGGACUUCUGAAAACUGCCAGACUCCUGAGGCUCGUCCGAGUGGCCAGGAAGUUAGACCGCUACUCAGAAUACGGAGCUGCCGUUCUUUUUCUCCUCAUGUGCACCUUUGCCCUCAUCGCUCAUUGGCUGGCGUGUAUCUGGUACGCAAUCGGCAACGUGGAGCGCACUGGCUCGGCCCGCAUCGGGGGAAUGAAGAUCGGGUGGCUGGAUAACCUGGCCGAGCAGAUCGGAAAACAGUACAACGACAGUGACACCGCCUCGGGCCCCUCCAUCAAGGACAAGUAUGUCACAGCUCUGUACUUCACCUUCAGCAGUCUGACCAGUGUGGGCUUCGGAAACGUCUCGCCCAACACCAACCCGGAAAAGAUCUUCUCCAUCUGUGUCAUGCUUAUCGGCUCUCUGAUGUACGCCAGCAUCUUUGGAAACGUGUCGGCCAUCAUUCAGAGACUGUACUCUGGCACGGCUCGGUACCACACCCAGAUGCUGAGGGUCAAAGAGUUCAUCCGUUUCCAUCAGAUCCCUGGAGGCCUGAGACAGAGGCUGGAGGAGUACUUCCAACACGCCUGGUCCUACACCAACGGCAUCGACAUGAACGCUGUUUUAAAAGGCUUCCCUGAGUGUCUGCAGGCUGACAUCUGCCUCCAUCUGAACCGGAGUCUCCUACAGCACUGCAAAGCCUUUCGAGGUGCCAACAAAGGCUGCUUGCGGGCUCUUGCCAUGCGUUUCAGGACCGCCCACGCUCCUCCUGGUGACACUCUGGUUCACAGUGGGGACAUUCUCACCGCCCUCUACUUCAUAUCCAGAGGCUCCAUAGAAAUCCUCAGGGACGAUGUGGUGGUGGCCAUACUAGGAAAGAACGACAUCUUCGGGGAACCCAUCAGUGUGUAUGGGAGGCCGGGCAAAUCCAGCGCUGACGUCAGGGCUUUGACCUACUGCGACCUCCACAAGAUCCUGAGAGAUGACCUGCUUGAAGUGCUGGACAUGUAUCCCGACUUCUCUGACAUGUUCUGGAACAACUUAGAGAUCACCUUCAAUCUGAGAGAUGCAGAUAGAAUAAACCAGACAUCUCCUGGCAAGGACUCUGAAUGUGGCUACCGCCGGGCAAGGCAUCGGAGAAGCUCCCUGCGGCGCCGAAAUCGACCAGACGGCAUGGACCGUGACGACUCUUAUCCUGACCAGUCCUGUUUGAUGGGAAACCACCAUCAGGGUGUGACGACCGGAUCCCACUGGGAUGACCUCUGCAGCAGCCCCAGUAUCUGCUCACAGUCGAGUGAUGAGGAGAUGAAGCCCAUGGGACAAAGUAAGGUGGAGCUGUACCCCCCCGGCAGUGACACCAGAGACUACCCCCCUGCAGUGGUCAACCUCCUGCCUCACAGCGGACCCUCGGCUGGAAUGGGGCCGCCUGUAGACCUUGGAGGGCCACCAUACUCAGCAGCGGCACCAAUCCGCAUGUCGGGCCUUUAUGGCUACUGGCCAGACCGCAGGGCCAGUCAGUUCUCGGAGAGCCAGAGACGAGCCUCCUCGCUCAGGGCCGGUUUCCACCCUCCACCCUGCACUGAGGAUCGGCCUAGCGAGCUGGAGUCCAGGCUGGAGCUGCUGCAGUCCCAGCUAAACAGGCUGGAGACCCGGAUGACAGCAGACAUAAACGUGAUCCUGCAGCUCCUCCAGAGGCAGAUGGCCCCAGUGCCUCCAGCCUACAGCGCCGUCUCCCCGAGCCCUCACCUGCCUCACCCCACCACCCUGUACGCCACAGGAGCACCCACAAUCCACACCGUCCCCCCAAUCCAGUCGGUACAGAUGGACAGCACUGCCUCUCUCCUACAGAGUCCAGACUCUGACUUCAAGCACAAAUCCAAGGACUCGCUUUCCAGUGGGAUCCACCUCACCGUGGCCUCUGAUGACACCGUGUCCAUGUCGCCAGAGACCGACCCUCCCCUUCUACCAUCCAUGAACCUCACCCCUCCUCAAGCUCUUCCUGGACUGAUGUGUGGCAGUCAGCGUUACCCCUCCCUCCCUGAACACCUGGAGACCUCGACAGAGAUGCAGGAGAUCCAGAGGCAUGUCUCUGACCCCAUCCUGCCCGGCAGCUAGAACCACAACUACCACCAACACCACCUAAAAAAAAAAAAGCCUGAUCCUUUCGGAUGGGAUAGCCAUAUGUUCUCCUCUUUGCUACAUCCUUUAUCCUCCUUGGAAAACGCCCCUCCGUCCUGUUCAGAUACUGCUGUAGAACGUGGGACGUCUGAGGGUUCAGAGUGCCUCCUCAGUCUAAGUUUUGGACUCUGUUGCAUCUUCACAGGCUGCUGUGAUUUUAUGCUCCAGCAUCCCUUCACUCAUGUGCAAUAAAGAGAUUAUUCCUGCCCAAUAGGGCGGGGUGAUGGUUAAACUUGAGAUACCAGUUAACACACAUUUAAUGAACUUCUGUCAUGCAGUCACUGAAUCACCCCAGAACAAGGUUUCAUUAAAAAUAGCUGAAAAGUCAAGGACUACUACUAUAUCUGUAUGCGUUCACUUUGUAUCAGGAUUAGACUUUAGAUUAGAAACAAAUCUAUUAUUUUGAAGUGAAUUUAUUUUCCAAAUGUUAGAGAUAUAUCUGUUGUGUAAAGAAUGAUAAAUCUAGUUUUAUGAGUUAAGAGAUUCACUAUUUUUUACGUUGGUGUAUGUAAAAGAUAUCAAAAGGCAUGACAGAGUUGGGAAUGAUGUCGGUGGCCAUUUUGAAAACAAUAGUUUUCAUCUCAUAUUUCAAUGUCAAGACAUUUUUUUUUGACACGAGUCAGCAGUUCUUUUUGUUUGUGUUAUUGCAUCACGAGACGGUAGAACACAAUCGCGCAAAGCAGAAAAACACCAUUCUUGUACACUUAGGACGUAGCCCUUUAUUUGGAAAAUAACUGCUUUGCUCUGGUUUGCCCUGUUUUUGUGUCUGUAGAUCUUCCACUCAAAUACAAUGACGAGCGGGCUCACAUGGUUUCAUGAGGUACCUCGUGUGUUUUUUUCUUAAAAGUGCCAACAUUAGAGGAAUUCUUGCCUAGAUUCACAUAGACUGUGGUAUGUAAAGAGGUGAAGUGAAACACUGCAUAGAGUUGUUAAGUGACAAACUGUAAGAUGAUGUCACAGUUUCAUCCACAAGGUGAAUGUAAUGACUUUGUAACAUUUCUUAUUCUCUGUAUAAUGGUUCUUAAGCACAAAUACCUGUUAUUUAUCUUUUCUGUUUUUUUUAGAUUAAAGACACACUACAGUCA